Messenger RNA from Cavia porcellus (domestic guinea pig), 7300 nucleotides. It is a transcript of the gene Fgd6, whose product is annotated as FYVE, RhoGEF and PH domain containing 6. The transcript is spliced from 21 exons. The record is from RefSeq and is a predicted model, not a curated record. Gene Ontology annotation, molecular function: guanyl-nucleotide exchange factor activity; metal ion binding. Bases 340 to 4620 code for a protein of 1426 amino acids. NCBI's taxonomy places the organism in Eukaryota, Metazoa, Chordata, Mammalia, Rodentia, Caviidae. Gene Ontology annotation, cellular component: cytoplasm.
UAGCAGAGGGCGUGCGGAGCACUGAUUUUUGUGGAACUCCUGCGGGGCGCGCGCCGGCGGAGUCGCGGUGAGCGCUGCUCGGGCGCGCGCCUAGCUCUCAGCUCGGAGCGCAGUGGGGUGGCGCUCGUGCUCGCCCUCCUGCGGCUCCAGGCUGCAGGCGCUUGGGAGCGCCGCCGGGUAGCUAGCUGGAGACUGCCGCAUCUUUUGUGAGGCGCGGGGCGGCAUGUGGACGUUGCGGUAUCUCUUCACGUCUGCACGGGCUCCGGAGACAAUGGACCGAGAUGGGAUCACGGAUUGAUUAAGGGCGCCGGCGGGGCGGCGAGCCGCGCGGGAGGAAUCAUGACUUCUGCCGCCGAGAUAAAGAAACCACCAGUGGCCCCCAAGCCGAAGUUUGUGGUGGCAAAUAAUAAGCCAGCUCCCCCUGCUAUUGCACCCAAACCUGACAGUGUGGUUGCAAGCACUCCACAGUCCACAAAGAAAACCAAACCAGCUAUUGCACCCAAACCAAAAGUUCUGAAGAGCUCACCUGUGGAAGAGCUGUCGCCGUCACUGCUGAGGAGAACUGGGACCCAGGAAGAACAAAAACCAGGGGCGCCCCAAAGCACUGACAGCUUUAAUUGCAUAAGUAUAGGGGAUCAGAGCAGCGAUUGUGUUUUACCAAAGUGUCCCUGUGGUUCUGGAUGCAUCUGUAAGCUUGAGAAUAAAAACAUGAGUGUAAAGCAGCUUGUUUUAGAGCCCUUGGAAAUGAAAGAAAAUUUGGAAAACAGUAAAAUGGAUAAGUCCUCUUUGAUGAUAAAAACUCAGAUGAAAUGGAAUUCUGGUGAAAAGUGUAGGAGCCAGAGCGGAGUGAUUUUAAAGGCAAGCAUCUUAGAAGCCAAGCUCAAAGACGCUUUGAGACAACAGAUGUCAGCGUUCGGUUACCCGCAGAAGCACAUAUCUGCAGGCAGCUUAGAAAUAAAUGGGGGUGGCAGCACCAUUGAAGGCUUUGGCGUUGAUCUGCCAGAUGCCUCCCCUUGCCCGUCCAGCUUUGAGAAGGUGCCUGUUUCUCCGAACUGCCACUUGCAGCAUCCUAGGGGUGAAUUUCAAAACCUUGAAACUUACAAGGAGGGAAGCAAAAAAAGUAAUAAUUACUUUGAUUCCUCUGAACCAGAAGCUCUGGGAAAUGAUAAAAAGGAUAUGUUUAUACCUUCAGGUGAAGUUAGUAAGAAUACAAAAGUGAAAGACCUCAGUCCCGUAGCAGUUGACUCAGUAACCGGCAGCCCCAAAUUUCCUACCCCGAAGCCCAGAAGGACGCGUCUGUUACGCCAAAAGCAUGUAGACAGUCCUAGUGAAAGUGCCGCGGAACCAGAGGAUGACUCUAAUAGCUGUUCUUGUCCAGGUGAAGUUAGUUUGAAAAACAGCGAAGUCAGUGUUCUUGGGGAGAAUGUUCUGUGUCACCAGGAUUCAGUGAACAAAGUGACACCAGGCGAUAAAAGUGAACUGAAUGGCAGCUCCAGUGGGGACAGACAAGAUCUGUGUCAUGGGACAUCUUCCCUCGAGAACACAGCACCUUCUUUAGAUACAGACUCUAAUUUGAGUUCUGACAGCAGGGCAGACGUAGAUGGUCCUAAUACAUCACAUGAUGCGGACAGAGGGACCUAUUUUACCAAAUCCAACACUCUGUCUUGGAGCCUGCCUAAGCAGCUGACAUUAACCUGCAGUGACCAUCUGCCAGCAGGGAACCUGGGAAUGUCCGCCCCUUCAGUGCAGAAGGGUUGUAUGGUGAAACAAGCAAGUUCCUCAAGAACUGUCCCCAAGAAACCUCAGAGGCACAGCUUGCCUGCUACGGGAGUGCUUAAGAAGGCUGCCUCUGUGGAGCUGGUGGAGAAAAGUUCUUAUCCCUCAGCCGAAAUAAAAAGUUCAGGGGAGGUUCUAGAAGGAAAUCACCUUCAGCAUUUCUGUACCCCAGGCCAGGCUGUGUCGUCAUCCUGCUUUGAUAUGCCUAAACGGACUUCAGAGAAGCCGGUGUGGAAAUUACCUCAUCCUAUUUUACCCUUUCUGGGGAACUCAGAAUCCUUAAAGUUUGUCACUGUGUCUUCCAGUAGUGAUGCUUCCGUUGCCCUGCCCAAGCCAAGAGCCAAGUCAAUGUCCUCAGUGGAUCUGGACAGGUGCACCAAGCCUUGCAAGCACUCGCCUAAGAAAAACUCUUUCAGACAGUUGUUCAACAGGAAGCUGUCCAUGUGUUUUAUGAAGGGAGACUUUCCAAAAUUGCGGUCCAGGAGUAGCCAGGCUGGAGACACAAACAGAGCUUCCCUGUGGGCCGGGGGACGGGGUGGACUUGGGGGUGACUGGAGUGGCCUGAUGGUGGCUGACUUGGAGAGGAGAGGCAAACCUAGCAAGGCCUAUUCCGCCGAUCACUACAGCCCGGAGACUAAGAAGAAGAAGAAGAAGAAGAGGUCCUGGGGCGGGACUGGUGUAGCUAAUGGUCCAAAAGCAGAGUCUCUGGAUGACCAAGUGCUCUCCAGGGAGCCCUCCUCCCUGGAGCCCGGCAAGGGGGUGACAAGUGUCUGUGCGCCAGAGUACGAAAACGUGCGCCACUACGAGGAGAUCCCGGAGUACGAGAACUUGCCCUUUGUGACCGCUGCGGGGAAAACUCUGGAGUUGGAAGGGUGGAAUUCCAGCAGCACCGAGGACACCGAUGCAAAUGUGUACGAGGUAGAAGAGCCGUGCGAGGCUGCGGGUGACCAGCUGCCCCGGGGGCCCGGAUAUCCGUGUUCCAGCAGCUCCGGACCAGCCCCGGGGGAACCCAGGGAUCCUGACCUCAGCCUCGUAGACCCGCCUUCGGACGAGGAUGAGGUCAUCAACAGCUCCGAUGAGGAAGACGGUGGAUCUGGGUCGAGUAAAGGGGAGCCUGAGCCACUGGAAGAAAAGCAGGAGGAAGGCACUGGUGUGAAGAGCAAAGUCCAUCACAUCGCAGAGGAGAUCAUGAGCUCCGAGAAAGUGUUUGUGGAUGUGUUAAAACUGUUGCAUAUUGACUUUCGGGAUGCCGUGGCCCAUGCUUCCAGGCAACUGGGGAAGCCCGUGAUUGAAGACCGGGUCCUGAAUCAAAUCUUGUACUACCUGCCCCAGCUCUACGAGCUCAACCGAGAUCUCCUGAGUGAACUGGAGGAAAGAAUGUCUAACUGGACCGAGCAACAAAGAAUUGCUGAUAUCUUUGUAAAGAAGGGCCCCUAUCUGAAAAUGUACUCCACAUACAUCAAAGAAUUUGAUAAAAACAUAGCUUUGCUGGAUGAGCAAUGCAAGAAAAACUCGGGUUUUGCUGCUGUUGUGAGAGAAUUUGAGAUGAGCCCUCGCUGCGCCAACCUGGCCCUCAAGCACUACUUGCUCAAGCUGGUCCAGAGGAUCCCGCAGUACCGGCUGCUGCUGACAGAUUAUUUGAAGAAUCUCUUAGAAGACUCUGCAGAUUACAGAGACACUCAAGAUGCCCUUGCUGUGGUGAUCGAGGUGGCCAACCAUGCCAAUGACAGCAUGAAGCAGGGCGACAACUUCCAGAAGGUCCUGCGCAUUCAGUACAGCCUGAGCGGGCACCGAGAGAUCUUGCAGCCGGGACGGGUUUUCCUGAAGGAAGGCGUCCUGAUGAAGCUGUCCCGGAAGGUCAUGCAGCCGCGCAUGUUUUUCCUGUUCAACGACGUCCUGCUGUACACCACCCCGCUGCAGUCCGGGACCUACAAGCUGAACAACAUACUGUCCCUGGCCGCCAUGAAGGUCAGAAAGCCCAGCCAGGAGGCCUAUCAGAACGAAUUAAAGAUCGAGAGUGUCGAGCGCUCCUUCAUCCUCUCAGCCAGCUCUGCCCAAGAGAGAGAUGAGUGGCUGGCAGCCAUUACUGGGGCCAUCGAGGACCAUGCCAAGAAGAGAGUCACCUUCUGUCCUGGUAGGAGUCUUGAUGAGGCCGACUCGGAGAGGAAAGAGGAAGUGACUCCCCUGGGUUCCAAGGCGCCUAUCUGGGUUCCAGACACCAGGGCCACCAUGUGCAUGAUCUGCACCAGGGAGUUCACGCUCACCUGGAGGCGACACCACUGCCGCGCCUGUGGGAAGGUCGUCUGCCAAGCCUGCUCCUCAAACAAGCAUGGCUUGGAUUACUUGAAAAACCAACCUGCAAGAGUUUGUGAACAUUGUUUCCAAGAACUGCAGAAACUAGAUCACCAGCACUCCCCGAGGCCCAGGCCUGCUGUGAGCCACAAGUCUCCAUCCAGUGCCUUGACUUCGGUGCUCCAGUCCAUCCCCUCUGGACGGAAGCAGAAAAAAAUCCCUGCAGCUCUCAAAGAAGUACGGGCCAGCGCGGAGGACUCCACCAUGAGCGGCUACCUGCACCGGGCGAAGGGCGCCAGGAAGCCAUGGAGGCAUCUCUGGUUUGUCAUCAAGAACAAAGUGCUGUAUACAUACGCAGCCAGCGAGGACGUGGCGGCAUUGGAGAGUCAGCCUCUGUUAGGCUUCACAGUCACCCGGGUCAGCGAUGACAGCGCAGACCCGAGAGUGUUCCAGCUGCUGCACAAGGACAUGGUGUUCUACGUUUUCAAAGCAGAGGACGCACAGUCAGCGCAGAAGUGGAUGGAGGCGUUUCAGGAGGGCACCGUGUUGUAGCUGUGUCGCUUUCACCUGUUCACCAGCACCAUGGACUCAUCAGGAUGGAGUGAAGGCCAAAUUUUAUAGAAAUAAACACUGCCAAGAUAGAUCUAACUAAACUUUUUCAGAUAUCUCAGAUACAAGAAAUUAUUUUGUUAGAUAAAAGUAGUUUUUUAAAAAAUGUUUGCUUUUUUCAUGUAUUUAUUAAAAUUGUAAUGUUUACUUAAUGGUCAGAAUUAUUUCUGAGUCUCAUACUGAAUUCUAAAAGUACUAUUUCUCGAGAGACCAGAAAUUCUAUUUUUUCUAUAGUAUUUGUGACCCACCCACACUGUGUUCUCUGCUUUAACUUGUGACAUCUCUCACUAGUUGUGAACCUUUGUAAGUAAAAAACACAGAAAGCAAAUUUCAAUGCAAUACUUGGUUCAGAAAUUAUCACUGCCAGGCAUAAUUGCACAGGCCUCUUGUAAUCCUAGCAUUUGAGAAGCUGAGGCAGGAGAAUCUGUCUCCUCAAAUUUAAGGCCAGUCUGAACCAUAUAGUAAGACCCAGUCUCAAAACCAAAAUUCAGGAAAAGAAAGAAAGAAAUUAUGAUUAGUAUAAGACCACUGAAGAACAGCCAGGGAUUUAGCUCAGUGGCGUAAGUGCCUGCCUGGCAAGCGCAAGGUCAUGAGUUUGAUCCCCCAGUACAAAAAAAAAAAAAACUGCUUAAGAAAAUAUGUCUUUGAAUCAAUAAACCUAGAAAAUUUUUGUAUUUUAUAAUGGAAAAACACAUGACCAGCUUCUACCUCAGUAACUGUGAAAUGAAACUUAAGUCUUUAAUGUAUUUCUACUUUAUGUACCUCUUGUGGCAUGCAUUAAUGUUACAUCAUCAAACAAUUAUAGCAAAGGAUAGAAAUCUGACUUGUUUUAUGUAACUGUGUGACUUUUCAUUAAAUCUAGACUUUUUUAUCGCUAGCUACCAGUCCAGCAUAAACAUAAACAGAUUUUUAAAAAAUUUUUUGCCUUUGAGACAGGAUUUCACUAUACAGUUCAGGCUGGCCCUGAACUCACUUUGUAGCCCAGGCUGGCCUCAAACUCUCAGUGAUCCUCCUGCCUCAGCCUCCUGAGUGCUGAGAUUACAGGUGUGUACCACCAUGCCUGACCAGAUGUCUUUUAAAGUAGUAAAAUACUGAAAGUUUAUUUAUUUAUAUUUUUCUUUCCAGUCUUGGAGUUGAAUCCAUGCCUCCCAGGCAGAUUGUGCUGUUGUAAGGGGUGUUCUGUUUCUUUAUUUCUCGCCAGCAAGUGAGAUUCACUGUAAAUCUAAAAAGAACACUGCUAAGUUUCCUAUAAUGUUAUGCUUUUAAACAUGCACUGGAAUCAUUGUAUCGGAAAGGCACAAUUGCUAAGCCAGUAUUAGCUGAAAUUGUACAGUUUUUUUUUUGAAAGGUCUUUGAUUUCCUUGGUAUUUACUGCCAAAACCUUUCUUUCCAGCCAGUGUAUCAGGCUCGUGAGGAAGCACUCCCCCUAGGCACAGGUCUGGUGCCUCUGUUUUUAACCUGUGAGUCAUUUUAUGUACAACAUUACUGGACAGCAAAAAAAAAAGAGGCAUGGUUAAAAUUGUGCCUGAUGUUCAUAAUAAACAUUUUGUGGACUGAAUUCAAAUAAAAGGCAUGGUUUCCCACAGAACCAAGGCAUAGUGGCAUAUGCCCGUGGUCCCAGAAGUCCAGGGAGCUGAGGCAGGAGAAUCACCAGUUCCAGCCUAAAGGAUUCAGCAACUUGGUGAGAGCCUGUCUCAAAAUAAAAAGGAGUGGGAUGUAGCUCACUGCAAUGGUCCCGGUACCAUAUUUCUUGCUAUGACAUCGUUUUAAACCCUGUGUAACCUCACAGUCCUUGACAUGCUCUCCUCGCAGGUCUUUCUUAAGGCAGGGUCAGUCUUCUGUUCAGUUUAGGCCAGGCUUAAACUUGAACUCAUGAUUCUCCUGCUUCAGUCUCUUGAAUACUAAGAUUACAGGCAUGCACUACCAUGUCUAACUAUCUUUUUGUGGGAGGAUUUGGGUUUUUUUUCUUUGGUUUUGUCUUUUUUUUUCCUUCGUCUUUUUUGUUUUUAUCGGUACCAGGGAUCGAACUCACGACUGCCUGCUUGCAAGGCAGGCGCUUAUGCUGCUGAGCUAAAUCCCCAGCCCCCGGUUUUGUCUUUUUGAGACAGGGUUUGCUAUAUAGUUCGAGUUGGCGUUAAACUCACUUUGUAGCCUAGGUUGGUCUCAAAUUUACAACAAUCCUCCGGCCUCGGCCUCCCAAGUGCUGGGAUUACAGGCAUGAACCACCACUCCCAGCUAUGUUCUCUUUUUUUGUACCAGGAAUCAAACAUGGGACUUUGUGCUUGCCAGGUGCUUUGCCACUGAGCUGUAUCCCUGGCCCUUGGUUUUUUGAGAAAGGACCCCAUCAAAUUUCAAGCUGGCCUUCUACUCACUGUGUAACCCAGGCUGGCCUCAAAUUUAUAGAGCUCUUCCUGCUCAGUUUUCUUAGUGCUAGGAUUACAGACGUGCACCACCACACCCAGAACCCUGCUGUUAAUAGACUUUGGCUGAAGUCUUAUCUCUCCUCAGGAACUGCAGUCACUUCUCCUGGGCUGUAUAGUUCAGCACAGAGUGCUUGCCUAGCAUGUGCAAAGCUCUGGGUUUGAUUCCAGCACUGGAAAAAAAUAAAAUGUGACCCAUUCUG